This is a messenger RNA of Arabidopsis lyrata subsp. lyrata, 607 nucleotides long. Its product is annotated as small ubiquitin-related modifier 3. Lineage: Eukaryota; Viridiplantae; Streptophyta; Magnoliopsida; Brassicales; Brassicaceae. Bases 139 to 468 code for a protein of 109 amino acids. Gene Ontology annotation, cellular component: nucleus. The transcript is spliced from 3 exons. The record is from RefSeq and is a predicted model, not a curated record. Gene Ontology annotation, molecular function: protein tag activity; ubiquitin-like protein ligase binding. Gene Ontology annotation, biological process: protein sumoylation.
CAGGUUUCAGUCAUUUUUAUCAGAAGUCUCUCUUUCUCAAAAGUCAACCCCUCAUUUUGCAAUCGUGAAUCUCUCUAUCAAGCCUUCGUCUUUCUCACAGACCGGAGUUAUUGUCUCGGAAAAUCUGAUAAAAGAAAGAUGUCUAACUCUCAAGAAGAUGACAAGAAUCCCAUCGACCAAGAACAAGAAGCUCAUGUCAUUCUCAAGGAUGGAGAUGAAGUCUUAUUUAAGAUCAAGAAAAGCACUCCGCUUAGAAAGCUCAUGUACGCUUACUGCGACCGCCGAGGUUUGAAAUUAGACGCAUUCGCUUUCAUGCUUGAUGGAGCUCGUAUCCGUGGCACGCAGACUCCAGAUGAGCUUGAUAUGGAAGAUGGAGAUGAGAUCGAUGCGUGCCGGGCGAUGAGUGGUGGUCUACGAGCAGAUCAGCGUCAGUGGUCUUAUAUGGUUUUCGAUCAUAAUCGGCUCUAGGGAUAAUUUGGCAGGCUUUGUGUUACUUUGACUAUUUUCUUCAAGAAAAAUCACUUGAAGUGUAAAUCAUGACUCAUAACUUAAUGAGUUAUUGGAUCUUAUAAUAUUAAUGGGAUCUGGUUAUGGAUUUUUAUUAGAA